GUUAUUGGCAAAUUAAAAUAUUCGUUAGCGGGUCAUCAGUCGUUUGGCUGCUAUAAUGUUGAAUCGGAAUUUUUGUGUUUUUUUUAUAGUUUUUUUUAUAAUUUUUCAAAAUGUUUCUUCGACGCUUAUACUGUUGAAUGCACUUAAGAGUGGUAUUCAGAAGACCAGAUGUGGAGUCCAUAAAAUCGGAUCAAAAAUCAUCCAACACGAGCACAGACACGGGGAUCCUUGCGAACCAGUUGAUCCGAUAACGUACCAAAACCUGGAUCAACCAAUUGGACAAUCGGAGAACCAACUGCACCAAGGAGGUUCAAGUUUACCUCAGAGACCUCAAUACCUGAACGGGCACUCCUAUGGACCCAGAGAUAAUCAGCUUGAAGAGACCGGAUAUCCUGAAAGUUCUCCGGAUCCGUUACUGAAUUAUAAUCAAAAUGGUGGUCAAGCAAGUUCGUCUGAUCCUACAGUACUUCUUCAUUACAAUGAAAAUGGUGCAGUAAACGGGCCGAAUUAUGGAGAAUAUCCUCAGGAAACAGGUCCUAAAGCAUUACCAGACAUAGACAUUCGAUCGGGGAUGAAUGAAGACCAGCAGAGCUCCACCGUCAGUUCAACGUCAACCUCAACGUCAACUUCAACGUCAACCAGGGAAUAUCAAACGGUACCAACAGAUGGCGGUAGGAAUAUCGGCAAUGCUAAACCCAAUGGAUUUGAUAAUACGAAUUCUGGAACUUAUGCUCCGAUAAAGGGAAUUCACUUGGGGUAGAAUUUAUGUGGAUUUAAUAUAUGAAGGGAUGGAUUAUUUAUAUGAUAAAAUAUAUAAGCAAAUGAGUUA
This is a messenger RNA of Anthonomus grandis grandis, 829 nucleotides long. RefSeq lists its product as uncharacterized. The record is from RefSeq and is a predicted model, not a curated record. Bases 56 to 760 code for a protein of 234 amino acids. NCBI's taxonomy places the organism in Eukaryota, Metazoa, Arthropoda, Insecta, Coleoptera, Curculionidae. The transcript has 4 exons.